Molecule: messenger RNA, 1707 nt
Organism: Exophiala oligosperma
Lineage: Eukaryota; Fungi; Ascomycota; Eurotiomycetes; Chaetothyriales; Herpotrichiellaceae
Exons: 2
Coding region: 86-1576 (496 amino acids)
Cellular component (GO): mitochondrion
Molecular function (GO): protein-arginine omega-N symmetric methyltransferase activity
Source: RefSeq, a predicted model, not a curated record
CAUACAUCACAAAGAAUUCCUACGCAGCCGUUGCCAUCUUGCUGUAGGCGUACAGACCUGGCAUCUCCUCCUGGAGACAAGCUAGAUGGAUUCCCCGACCGUCACCCGUAUAUUCCAGCAGCUCUUUGCGCGGCGCUCUCGACAAUGCCUCUAUUUUCAUAAUACGGCUCGUCGGCCUGCGCUUCGGCCCUUUCAGCAGCACAGAACAUACUCGGUUCGUCGAAAGCAAGAUGACAAGGACGGUGGCAGCUCGUGGCAGCAAAGGAUCGAUGCCUUUCCCAAGGACAUGAGUCGGCAAUUGCAAGAGUACCCUCGAGUUACGGCACGCGAUCUGCAACACCGCACGCAGCGACCACGACGGGUGAAAAUGUACGCCAGAGACUUUAUCGAAGACAGUCUAUAUAACCCGAAUUACGGAUACUUCUCCAAGCAUGCGACCAUCUUCAACUCACCCAGACCUUUCCACUUCCCUUCGAUUCGAGAUGGUGCCGAGUUCAACCGUCUCGUCGACCAAAGCUACGUCGAUUUCGAAGACGCCCUCGACAGCGUCGAACCCAACGAGCUCCGCCAGCUCUGGCACACGCCCACCGAACUCUUCCGCCCGUACUACGGCGAGGCCAUUGCCCGCUACCUAGUGACGAACUACAAGAUGACGCUCUUCCCCUACCAUGACCUGAUCAUAUACGAGCUCGGUGCAGGCAAUGGGACCCUGAUGCGGAACAUUCUCGAUUAUAUCUUUGAAAAUGAGCCGGAAGUCUACGAACGGACGAAAUUCAAGAUUGUCGAAAUCUCAAAAUCCCUGGCCGACAUACAACUCACCAACCUGUCCAGAUCCCCGUACGCGGAAUGCCACCUCGAGCAGACGCAGAUCCUCCACCGGUCCAUCUUCGACUGGACCGAGUACAUCCACUCGCCUUGCUUCGUCCUCGCGCUCGAGGUGGUCGACAAUUUCCCGCACGACCAGAUCCGGUACGACCCUGACACCGAGACGCCACUGCAGGGGAGUGUCCUGAUCGACGAGGACGGCGAGUUUUUCGAGUUUUACGAACGCACCCUCGACCCCGUUGCCCUGCGGUACCUACGAGUUCGAGAGGUCGCGGCGCGCUCGCCGUUUUUCACGCCCAUCUCUCAACCAAAACUCCUCCGUCGGCUCCGGCACUCGUUGCCGUUUGCGCCCAACCUGACGAAACCCGAGUACAUCCCCACGCGACUGAUGCAGUUUUUUGACGUUUUGCACCAAUAUUUCCCCGCCCACAGGCUCGUCCUGUCCGACUUUGACUUCCUCCCGGACGCCGUAGCCGGCAUAAACGCCCCCGUGGUGCAGACGCGGUACAAGCGACGCAACGUGCAGGUCACGACCCCCUACGUGCACCAGGGCUACUUUGACAUCUUCUUCCCCACCGACUUUGCCAUGAUGGAGGACAUUUACCGCGCCAUCACCGGCAAGUUGACGAGGGUGUCGUCGCACCGGUCGUUCCUGGAGAGUUGGGCAUACCUGGAAGAGACGCAGGUCCGGAACGGCGAGAAUCCAAUGUUGAAUUGGUACGCCAAUGCGAGCGUCAUGACUACUGUAUAGAGCAAGGUAGUAGUACUCCGUACAUAUUAGGUCCUGAGUAUCCGAGGGCAAGAAAUACAAGACAAGGGCAAUGUGUGUCCCCUUGCGUACAAGGCGCUCAUGCGAUUUUCAAUUGUGAUGUUAUAUUUUAC